This is a messenger RNA of Cyphomyrmex costatus, 962 nucleotides long. RefSeq lists its product as uncharacterized. Bases 96 to 962 code for a protein of 288 amino acids. Lineage: Eukaryota; Metazoa; Arthropoda; Insecta; Hymenoptera; Formicidae. The transcript is spliced from 2 exons. The record is from RefSeq and is a predicted model, not a curated record.
GUCACAAAGUCAUAAGAUCACUGUGAACAGGUUCAUCGUACAGUAUUGUAUUGUGUGGGCACUGUGACGUUAAUUUGCGUUUGUUUUUCUGGAAAAUGAAGAAAUCGCCGUUGAACAAUGCUGUACAUGGUGGCCGGCCGUAUGGCGUGAGGCACGCGCCGUACAAUUGGAAGUCGCACGAGAACGCUUACGGUAGAGGUUAUCAGCCCGCGGAGGGUAACAGCUACCAGCAUUUCUCCGGAAGCAAUACAGGAUCGCAGCCCCACGAUGACGAUUUUAUCCCUCUGAACAUUAGCACGCCGCUGUCGCGGCACAAGUAUAACUCUACUAAUCGGUACACUCCUUCCGGUGGACGCGGCAGUCCAGGGCGUUCAGGCAAUGGAUGGCAUAACAAUUAUAGGGGUAAGGGUAACUAUCACGCCACGCCAAGAUCGAACAAUAGGAACCCUGCCUACAAGUAUUCUCCUGAUCAGUUUCAAAGGCAGAAAAGAAAGAGCUACAGAGGAGCGUACAAGCACAUGAACAUAUCGGCGUAUGUAGACUUAAAUUCCUUUUUAGAAGAUCCCUGGGAAAAUCUAGUCAAAAAAUUAAACAACUCGAAAGAUAUAAGUAAAAGUGAAGGACUUGAGAGUGAAUCUCCGUCUAGUUCAAAACUGGUUUAUAAUAAUUUGUUAGAAAAAUCUGAAAGCCAACUUUCAAAGGAUACGAGCUUGGAUGAUUCACAGUGCAGUCAAGAUAGUAAAAAUGAAUGUUCUGUAAACACAACAAAUACAAAUCUUAGUCAAAUAUCAGAAAUUAACAGUUUAUUAGAGUCAGAAACUGGAGGUGUCUGCUCUAGCCAAGAUUCUUUAACUGAAAGCAUAUGCAGUGUCAACGACAAGAUUUGUGGAGCCAUACAAGAAAAUAGCAUUCAUUCGAAUAUGUCACUGACAGAUAUUGAACAGAAAGCUGUACAACAAUAA